ACAAAAUGAAGUCAAUUUGCGUCGGUCUUCUUUGUCUGCUCGGCUGCACGGUGCUGGCAUGGGCUGGAGAGCCUCCAGAAGCAGAUGUGAAACCGGUUUUAUUUUACGAGGAUACAACUGCAAAUCUAAUACUGUCAAGUAUUAUCAAGCUUAAUUGGUUCCAAGCACAGGCCGCCUGUGCUUCCAUGGGAGCUCAUUUAGUAAGCUUUGCAAAUCAAGAAGCUCAAAAUGCGGUAGUCACUUUUCUUAUAGCAUCCGGGUUAUGGAAUGAACUAACCGAACCACUUUGGACUUCGGGCUCGAAUCUUGCCAAUGCCAGAGAAUGGAUGUGGCUUGACACGGGCAAACCUAUGACGUAUCGCAAUUUCAGAACUCAACCGAGUACCUCAUAUAAUUGCGUUGGAUUUAACGCUCAAACCUCCUUCUGGACCGCUGAGAGUUGUAAUACUCUGCGUUACUUUGUGUGCAAAAAAACAGCAUAUACUUGUGAAUAAUAACACACAGACAUAUCUACAAUAUAAUAUAAAAACAUA
Drosophila grimshawi is the source of this 533-nucleotide messenger RNA. Its product is annotated as snaclec bothroinsularin subunit beta-like. Gene Ontology annotation, biological process: biological process involved in interspecies interaction between organisms. Gene Ontology annotation, molecular function: carbohydrate binding. The record is from RefSeq and is a predicted model, not a curated record. Bases 6 to 494 code for a protein of 162 amino acids. The transcript is spliced from 2 exons. Lineage: Eukaryota; Metazoa; Arthropoda; Insecta; Diptera; Drosophilidae. Gene Ontology annotation, cellular component: external side of plasma membrane.